This is a messenger RNA of Racocetra fulgida, 4257 nucleotides long. The record is from the annotation of a GenBank genome assembly. Lineage: Eukaryota; Fungi; Glomeromycota; Glomeromycetes; Diversisporales; Gigasporaceae.
AUGGCGACUCCCGAGGAAGAUUACUCUUCACUACCUCUUACUGAGCGAAUUACACAUAAGGUCUGGAAGGUUAGAGUUGCUGCAUAUGAAGAACUUACGAAAAAAUUUUCACAAGCGGAUCCAAACGAAAGCGAGUUUCGGCCUUAUGAAGGCUUUAUGAAAAAUAUUGCGACAGAUGCUAAUGCUGUUGCUCAAGAGACUGGCUUGUCAACACUACAGGCUUAUGUGGAAAAUGCACCUAAUCCAAUAAAGCAAGGUUUGGGUUCUUCCCGUGCCGGAACGAAGAAUAAAGCAGUUGAACUCAUUCUUACAUACAUUGAGGUGGACGUGCCUGAUCCGGUCGUGGUUAAACUUUAUAAAUGGUUAGGACAAGCAAUUAAUCCACAUCUACAAGAAUUAAAACCAGUUCAGGUUAAAGAAUUAAACGAAGCCUUUGAAAAAUUACCAAAAGAAAAAGUUACACAACAACGAUUUUUACGAUCACAGAAAGAAACGGAGGAAGCCGAAAAAGACGUAUAUGACUUAGCAGAGCCUGUUGAUGUACUGGCAAAAAUACCAAAAGAUUUUUAUACACAAGUGGCAUUAGAUGCUCUACUUGAAAUUUGCAAAACGCCGAGGAUUGCGGAUAAUAAUUAUGGAGAACUAAUUGCUGCGCUUACUAAGCGAAUUUCAGAUUCAAAUAUAUUAGUAGUAACGCUGGCUGCAAAUAUUAUUGAAGCUUUAGCAUUAGGUUUACGUGAAGCAUUUGCAAAAUAUAAACCAACGGUUACAAAUCCGUUGAUAGAGAAACUCAAAGAAAGAAAACAGAGUGUUGUGGAUGCUUUAGCAGCUGCUUUAGAUGCGAUAUUUUCUACUGUCACAAUUUCUGAUGUCACUGAAGAUAUCGUAGCCGCAGGAAAGCAUAAGAAUCCGCAAGUAAAAUCAGAAACAAUGAAAUGGCUAGUUAGAUGCUUGAAGAAUACCAAAUUAGCCCCUAACAAAGCAGAAAUCAAAUCAUUGACCGAAAUGAUGGUAAAAGCUUCUGAAGAUAGUUUUGAGCCUGUUCGUCUUUCUGCUGCAGAAGCUGCUGCUACCCAAACACCUAAAGCAAAACCUGCCGCUAAAACUGCGAGCAAAAAGAAUGAGAAUACUGAGCCAAAAAAGGCCGCAGAACCUCCAAAAAUCUCUAAAACUGCAGCCCAACCACCUAAAAAAGUUGCGAAACCACCAACUUCUGCUGCGCCACCGAAAAAAGGUGCAAAAACUAAGGAAGAAGAACCAUUGAGGUACAAGUUUUCAAAUGAAGAAGUUGAAUCGAGAUUUGCGGAAAUAGUUCCAGAAGAACAGACCGCUGAAUUGGGCGACAAAAAUUGGAAGAACCGUUUAGCAGCUUAUGAUCCAUUGCGAAAAGCUAAAUCUCCAAAAGUAUUGGCCGAUAGUUUGCUGUGGUUUCAUGGUGCCAUUAUGGAAUUUGGAAUUGCUGGAGUUCAAGUGCGAGAAUUGAUUGAUUUUAUCAAGUUCGCAUUAACUAGCUCUAACGCAGCUGUCCGUACCAAUGCUGUUGCUGUUUUGGGAGCAUUGAGGAUUUAUGUGGAUAUUAGGACAUUUGUUCAAGAUUUAAAUCCUACACAACUUGCUACCAUUGAUGCUGAAUUCGAAAAAGUUGCUGAUCAAGCCCCUCCCCAGCCUAUAAAAACAAGGCGCGGUGGAAAUGACGCGUUGGAAGAGCUUUUCCCAAAAGUUGAUAUCGGUGCACAAUUUACUAGCAAAAUGAUGGCAGAUGCUAAUGAUGAUAAAUGGAAAACACGGAAAGAAGCUCUUGAGCAAGUUCUUGCUAUUGUAGAUGCUAACAAGAGAAUUAAGCCGAAUUUAGUGUUGGUCGGUCCUGUGACAUCUGUGCUAACAGACCAAAAAGCUACUGUACGCGGUAGCGCAAUUAGUUGUUUGGAGUGCUUGGCGUCUGCCACUGGUCUUGAUCCUAUGGUUUCUUCAUUCGCAACCAGUCUUGGUUCUGAAAACCCUCUGUUGAGAAAAGAUUUAUUAAACUGGUUCUCGGAUCGUCUCAAAGAUGCGGAUGAAAAAAAUAAUUUACCAGAUUUACAAAUAUUAGUUCCGCCUCUAUUGUCGUGUUUGCAAGAUCGCAAUGGGGAUGUAAGGAAAGCUGCACAGUCGUGUUUAGGGCCUGUCGUAAAAAGUGCUGGCUAUGAUUUUGUGGUAACAAAAUGCGGAGAUCUUAAGGGAGCCGUAAAACAAACUAUAAUGCCAAUGAUUGAAGCAGUUCGACCAGCACAUGGAACCGGUCCUCUUCCAAGAGGGAAAGAUUCUAAAAAAUUAGGGGCAAAAUCAAGACUUGCUGUGCCAUCGAGUUCAAAAGACGGCAAAAAUAGUGAAACUGAUGCCUCUGAUGAUAUAGACGAAGAUGAUACACCAAAAUUACCGCCUGGAUUAAAACUUAAGCCACCGGCUAGUUCUGCACAGGGUAUACCAACUAGAUCUAUUGCAAUGUCACAUCCCACAUCAACAAAUGAUACUUCAAGUUCAGGUUUAGUUCCUCCCAAUGGGCAAAAUUCAUUGGCUGCUAAUAAUGCUCCACCAUCGUCAUUAAUUCCUCCAAACAAACUUUCAUCACCAGCCCAAAGGGGUGGUUUACCUCCAAGUGGCAUAGGUAGAGGGUUACCUGCACCUUCUCGUCUUCAAUUCUCAAGGUUCCGUCAGGGACCAAAUGGACAAACAUCAUCGCAAAAUGAUAAUUCCGAUGAUAAUAGCCAAAAGAAAGAAUAUACUAGUAUGGACAUUGAUAAAGUUGAUUAUUCGACGGCUACCAAUUCUGAGAGUCCAGCAGUAGUAAAUUCAUCUGGAAUACCCCCAGCUAGACAGCGUACUUCUGAACGUGGAAACGUCUUCUUGGUAGAAGUAGCCAUAUCUAAAAUUAUGAGCUUUGAGCAUCAACAAAGUAUUGAAGCAUUAAAAGAGCUGGAUAAACAUUUAAACACUUCCCCUGAAUCAAUUAUUCCUUAUGUCGAUGAGCUUGUUAAUGCACUAACUAUUCAAGUACGAAUGUCAUAUACGCAACUUGACCCACAAUCACAAAUUCUUGUUCGACUGUGCAAACAUCUUGUGAAUGCUUUAGUUCUGUUGUUUUCAAAUAAGAAUUUGGCCUUGGCGGUUUCACAAGAAUCGCUCGAGAGAUUAUUGUCAGAGCUUGCUCAUCGUCUUCUGGAUCUAAAUCUUCAAGUAUUGGAAGCAGGCCAACAAUUAUCAAAAGCUUUAAAUGUUUCAAUGGUGAAAGUUCUCGAAAAUAGUAAUCGUAAUGCAACUUAUAGAGAAGUGGAUGCCGCUGCGGCCACAACCCAUACGAAAUUCACAGAAUUAAUAAUGAAAUGUUUAUGGAAAUUAGCACGAUCAGUACAGGAAAAUCUAAAAUCAGGCAUCCUUUUGCCCAAUAAACUAUUGAGGGAUCUUAAUAACUUUUUCCUUGCUAUACCACCGGCUGAAUGGAAAAGGCGAGCUUCGGAAAAAGUUCCACUGGGUGAAAUGCCUCUUCGUACCGUAAAAACUUUGCUGGUUGAAUUAGUAACAGAUCUCAUCGAUGAUCCACAGCGUAGCUAUGUAUAUCCUUAUUUACACCAUAUGCUUGAAGCAUGCCGUAAAAAAGAAAAACAACCAACUAAUACAAAUAUACCUUUCGAUAAUUCACCAAGCCGUCCAUCAUCAAUUGGUUCCGUAAAGUCAGUUGUAAAUGAUACUACUUUUUCAAAUUUCGAGGCUACACAAGUUUCUUCAUCACGUGAACAAAUUCAAUCGCCCUCUCCAAGACAAAUAAAUGAAGUGCAUGCAAGAGGCUCACCGAUACCAGAAGUUCCUGGACAAAUUAGCGAAACUCAAUAUAAUAGUUCAGAACCAGCUAGUCCUGCCUCCCCUAUGACACCACGAUUUCCCACGCCAACUAGCAACAGCCGUUCAUCAGGGUCACAUGAAGUAGAAAUGAAUUCACGAUUAACACAAAUUUUCCUUAAAAUUGGAACUAGAGAAGAAACAAAACAGGGCAUUUACGAAUUAUAUGAAUUUCAAAAACAACAUCCUGAAAUGGAGAGUAAAGUUACGUCACAUUUAUCCAAAACUGGCCCGUAUUUCCAAAGUUAUAUACGCCGUGGUCUUGCAAAUAUUGCUGCUGAGGAAGAAGAAAAGGAACGUGCUAACGUAAUUGCUGAAGUGAAAACUUUAUUUCCUCUGGCUGGAAAUGCCGCAGAAGGUGGUCAGACUGAAGGUAAAGUUUGA